CCAGCUAUAUCAGUCAAUGACCCAGCCUUCACUAAGCUAGCAACCACAUGGGUCGCAACAUGCAACAGAGAGCACAAAGAAUGCCUCAUUCUUCAUCCGACCUACCGUCCAAGCCGGUUAAUCCAUAUAGUUGAUGUCGGCCACGUGAGGCUUAUAAUAUCCAACAAAGAAGCUUCAGCGCCCUACGUGGCAUUUUCUCACUGCUGGGGAAAGGUCCAGACAAUCAAGCUCCUCGAUAGUAAUAUCAACAAGCUUCAGGCCGGCCUGCCGCUAGUGCAGCUUCCAAACACCUACCAAGAAGCUAUCCGCCUAUGUUGUGAGAUAGGAUUUCACUAUAUAUGGAUAGACUCAUUAUGCAUCAUUCAGGAUUCCGCUGAGGACUGGGCGCGAGAAGCAAAAGACAUGAAACUCGUUUAUGAGCACGCAAUCUUCAACCUAUGUUCAGCCACCGCGUCUGACAGCUCUGGGAGGAGCUUCAUCAGGAGA
Messenger RNA from Fusarium vanettenii 77-13-4, 486 nucleotides. RefSeq lists its product as uncharacterized. The transcript has a single exon. NCBI's taxonomy places the organism in Eukaryota, Fungi, Ascomycota, Sordariomycetes, Hypocreales, Nectriaceae. The record is from RefSeq and is a predicted model, not a curated record. The annotation marks the transcript as partial.